AUGGAUGUUUGCAAAUAUAUAGCCACUCCAAUGGGAUCGGGGACAUAUCUUUAUCAGGACGAAUUUGGAACUCCAAUUGAUAUCACUAAGUAUCGAGGUAUGAUUGGUUCCUUGUUAUAUCUAACGACUAGUCGACCCGAUAUUAUGUUUAGUGUAUGUUUAUGUGCUCAAUUUCAAGCAUGUCCAAAGGAAUCUCAUCUCAUUGCUGUGAAGAGAAUAAUAAAGUAUCUCAAAGGAACAUCCAAUGUUGGAUUAUGGUACCCUAAAGGUAGUAUAUGUAGUCUUGUUGGUUUCUCUGAUGCAGAUUAUGUAGGAUGCAAAACGAACAGAAAAAGCAAGAGUGGAACAUGUCACAUUUUUGAAAAUUCUCUAGUUUCUUGGUCAUGUAAAAAGCAAGCAAGCGUGGCUCUCAGCACUGCUGAAACAGAAUAUAUCGCCACUGGUAGCUGUUGUGCUCAAAUUCUUUAG
This is a messenger RNA of Lathyrus oleraceus (garden pea), 468 nucleotides long. RefSeq names its product secreted RxLR effector protein 161-like. Bases 1 to 468 code for a protein of 155 amino acids. The record is from RefSeq and is a predicted model, not a curated record. The transcript has a single exon. Lineage: Eukaryota; Viridiplantae; Streptophyta; Magnoliopsida; Fabales; Fabaceae.